Messenger RNA from Monodelphis domestica (gray short-tailed opossum), 1851 nucleotides. Lineage: Eukaryota; Metazoa; Chordata; Mammalia; Didelphimorphia; Didelphidae. The record is from RefSeq and is a predicted model, not a curated record.
AUGGAGGCCCGAGUGAGGCUGUUUAUGGAUGACCGGCACCUUCUGGGCCACAAGGGCUCCAUCCCUAAUGAUGGGUCUAAGGGCCGGCACUCAGCCAUUGCACUCCCCCUUCACUGCCCAAAGCACCACCCAGAGGCUCCCAGCAUGGCACACAGCUGUUUCUCUGGGCCCUGCUUGCCCUCAGCCUCCACCAACUCCAUCUGCUCCAGUGAUAUGAGCCGAAACAGCAACGUCUGCAUGCCCAGCUCGUGCCUGGGGGGCUCCUCCUGGCAACUGGACGACUGCCCAGAGAGCUGCUGUGAGCCCUGCGGCUGCAGCGGACCCUCCUGCUGCCCAGCCCCGUGCUGCCCUCCUGCCUCCAGCCUCACCCUCGUGUGCCGACCAGUCUGCUGUGUGCCCGCCUCCUGCCAGCCCUGCCCAGCUGUCUGUACCCUCUCCUGCUGCCAGUCCACUGGUUGUGGGGCUUCCUGCUGCCAAACCUGUCCCAGUGCCCCCAUACAGUCCUGUUGCUGUGUGCCCAUGUACUGCAAGCCCAGCUGCUGCAUCUCCCUGCCUGUGUGCUGCAAACCCAGCUGCUGUGUGACCUCUGCCUGCCCAGUACUCUCUUGCAGCCCAGUGCCCUCCUGCUGCCAGCCUCCCUGCUGCCAGCCUGCUUGCUCCCAGCCACUGAGCUGUCGACUAGUGUGUAGCCCAGCCACCUGCUGUGUGCCUCUCUCCUGCAAACCCACCUGCUGCACCACCUCUUCCUCCUCCUGCUGCUGUGGUCCUUCCUGCUGCUGUGCCCCAUCCUGCUGCCACCCCACCUCCUCUGUGUCCCUCAUCUGCCGGCCCACCUGCUGCAGACCCUCCUGCUGCUCCAACUCCUGCCUCCACGUCAGCUUGCAGUAUGCACCCCACAACUUCGGCUCACAGAUUCCCUCCAGGCAACCAGAACACACUGUGCAGAGGCCUAUAAAAGCCUUCAUCCAAGUCGAAGAAACUGUCCAAACCCAGAUCCUCCUCCUCCUCUUCCUCUGCUCCUCUCCUGAAAGGCCCCCCAGCCCAGUCACCAUGUGCCACACCAGCUGCUCCACUGGCUGCCAGGCUCCCUGCUCCGUGCCCCUGUGCUGCAAGCCUGUCUGCUGUGCCCUUCCCUGCUGCCACCCGGCCUGCUGUGUGACCCUGCUGUGCCGCCCACUGUGCCCUGUGGGGCCCAGCUGCCAGGCAGUCUGUGGGGGUGGCAGCUGCUCACCCUCCUGCUGUGUGUCCAGCCCCUGCCAGGCCUCCUGCGGCCAGGCUGCUCCCUGCAGCUCUGCUUGCUGUGUGUCCAGCCCCUGCCAGUCAGCCUGCUCUGUGCCCGUCUGCUGCAAGCCCACUCUGUGUGUGCCCGUCUGCUGCAAGCCGAUAGUCUGUGGGGUGCCCUCCUGCCAGGCCUCCUGCUGCCAGCCAGCUUCCUGCACCUCCCUGGUCUGCAGACCCUCCUGCUGCUGAGCACAAAUAAGCCUGGAACAUUGCCAGCUCGGGUCGCUGCGGGCACAGCCUCUUGGGCCUGAGCAGGGGCGUCACGCCCAUCCCACCUGUUGGAGUCAAGCCAUGGUUCUGGGGGGCUCCCAUGCCAGGAGGCUGUGGAGGCCACUUUGCCAUUGUCAGACAUCAUCUGGGCCUCACCAGACCCCAGAGGGCCCCCCACCCCCAGGGAAUCUUCCCAACCUCCCUGAGGAGGACUCCGGGGACACAGGCUCUGGCUCUCCUCAGAGGCCCCCCUUGCCCCGUGGCCACUCCAGCUUCACCCACCCCAGGGGUGUCCCCAACGCAAACAUAAUAAAUUCCAAGGACACACUUCUACAAAGCACUGGGUGCCUCUUUUCUGAA